This is a messenger RNA of Spea bombifrons (plains spadefoot toad), 634 nucleotides long. It is a transcript of the gene PIGP, whose product is annotated as phosphatidylinositol glycan anchor biosynthesis class P. Gene Ontology annotation, biological process: GPI anchor biosynthetic process. Lineage: Eukaryota; Metazoa; Chordata; Amphibia; Anura; Pelobatidae. The record is from RefSeq and is a predicted model, not a curated record. Bases 123 to 530 code for a protein of 135 amino acids. The transcript has 5 exons. Gene Ontology annotation, molecular function: phosphatidylinositol N-acetylglucosaminyltransferase activity.
CCGGCUCAGGGCUGCGUGGCGUCCCGGCCUGCGAUGGAGACCAUUUAGUUCAAUGAAGUUCUGCGCUGAACAGACUUGGGUGAUAACGUGGAUUACAGUGCCGGUGCCGCCGGGGUUCCAGAAUGGUUGAGAACUCGCCUUCCCCGCUUCCAGAAAGAGCUAUUUAUGGCUUCGUCCUAUACCUGGGCUCUCGGUUUGGUCUUGUUCUUUACUUGACUUGGGCUUUUGUUCCUGAAUCCUGGCUGCACUCAUUAGGACUGACCUACUGGCCCCAAAAGUAUUGGGCAGUGGCUGUGCCCGUUUAUCUACUUGUCGUGCUGGGCAUUGCUUAUAUCUUCCUAUAUGGUGUAAACAUGAUGAGCACGGCACCGCUAAACGCCAUACACACUAUAACCGACACGUACGCCGGGAACCAGCAGGUUAAGGAGUCCCAGACGGACGCGAUCCCCGCUCUCAAGGACAUCCCUAUCAGCGAAGUUAACAAAAUGUUCUUUCUUCCGGACCGAAUUCAAACCGUGCGCCCCCGCUGACCCCGUGGGACGUUUACAAACAACACACCGGCCUUGACGUUCUAAAUAGUUUCAAUUUUUUGCGUUUUUAUUAUUAUUAUGAAAAAUAAAAUCAAAAGAAAAUG